Micropterus salmoides (largemouth bass) is the source of this 873-nucleotide messenger RNA. RefSeq names its product cellular retinoic acid binding protein 2, b (gene crabp2b). Bases 126 to 554 code for a protein of 142 amino acids. Gene Ontology annotation, biological process: fatty acid transport. NCBI's taxonomy places the organism in Eukaryota, Metazoa, Chordata, Actinopteri, Centrarchiformes, Centrarchidae. The transcript is spliced from 4 exons. The record is from RefSeq and is a predicted model, not a curated record. Gene Ontology annotation, molecular function: fatty acid binding. Gene Ontology annotation, cellular component: cytosol; nucleus.
CAGCCGAUGCAGGCGGAGAAGACGGUUUUACAAAUCGGUAAACGAGGGGGACAGACAAGAACCGGAGAAUCUGCAGUCAGAGUCGCCGUCUAAUCUGCAAAAGUAAUCUCUGCAACUGCAUCAAAAUGGAGAAGAAAAUCACAGAUUUCGCAGGAAAAUGGACAAUGAAGUCUUCGGACAAUUUCGAGGAACUUUUGAAAGCGCUGGGUGUGAAUGUGUUCCUGAGGAAGAUUGCAGUGGCGGCGGCCUCCAGCCCAGCAGUGGAAAUCACCCAGCAGGGAGAGAGUCUGUCCAUCAAGACAUCCACAAGCGUCCGCACCACCCAUAUCUCCUUCACUGUGGGUCAGUCCUUCAAUGAGACGACGGUGGAUGGCCGCCCCUGCACGAGCUUUCCUAAGUGGGAAACAGACAGCAAGAUCAGCUGCGAACAGACUUUACAGAAAGGUGAUGGGCCCAAGACAUCGUGGACCCGAGAGCUGACCAACGAUGGAGAACUUGUACUGACUAUGACUGCUGGGGAUGUUGUCUGCACCAGAGUUUAUGAGAGAGAGUGAGGAAGUUUUUUUUUAAGACUGUCAUACAAUACUCAUGUUUUGUGCCUCAUGCAUGGUUUACAUUUACUCGCCUUGUUUUCUUCUUUGUCCUCCUCGCAGCCAGUCACAUGUUGAUAAGAUCUCGCUCAAACAGUGCACUGUGUAGAAAAGGCUUCGGUUUACAUGAACGUAUGUUGGAAAAGUUGCUUUUAUAACACAAAAGCUGAAAUUAUUCUUUAUGUAUCAAAUAUAAAUGUCACACAUUCCUUUUUUUUAAAAUCUGUAUUGCAGUGUAUAAAUCACUUUUCAAGAUGUUAAUAAACUGUUUUAUAUGAAUUUA